This is a messenger RNA of Penicillium chermesinum, 1488 nucleotides long. It is a transcript of the gene coaT, whose product is annotated as acetyl-CoA hydrolase ACH1. Gene Ontology annotation, biological process: acetate metabolic process. Bases 1 to 1488 code for a protein of 495 amino acids. The record is from RefSeq and is a predicted model, not a curated record. Gene Ontology annotation, molecular function: acetate CoA-transferase activity; acetyl-CoA hydrolase activity. NCBI's taxonomy places the organism in Eukaryota, Fungi, Ascomycota, Eurotiomycetes, Eurotiales, Aspergillaceae. The transcript has 5 exons. Gene Ontology annotation, cellular component: mitochondrion.
AUGGCUGCUUCGGCGCUUUUGAAAAGCCGUAUUCGACGGCCUUCGUAUCUAAACAAGCUGGCCAAGCCUGAAGAUCUGAUUGAUCUGUUUCCCCAUGGCACAUCCAUCGGCUGGUCCGGUUUCACGGGUGUUGGCUACCCCAAAAAAGUCCCCACGGCAUUGGCAGACCAUGUAGAGAAGAACAACCUGCAAGGCAAGCUCAAGUACGACCUCUUCGUGGGAGCAUCCUCCGGUGCUGAGACCGAGAACCGCUGGGCUCGCCUCAACAUGAUCGAGCGUCGCAGCCCCCACCAGGUCGGAAAAGAGAUCGCCAAGGGCAUCAACAAUGGCAAUAUCAAGUUUUUCGACAAACAUCUGAGCAUGUUUCCCUCGGAUCUGGUCUAUGGUUUCUACACUCUCAAUAAGCCAAAGAACAAGAUUGAUGUUGCCGUUAUUGAGGCGUCCGCCAUUACAGAGAAUGGUGGAAUUAUUCCCGGUGCCUCCGUGGGCGCCUCCCCAGAGUUGGUCCAGAUGGCCGAAAAGGUCAUCAUCGAGGUCAACACAGCCAGCCCUUCAUUCGAGGCCAUACCUGAUUAUGUCCCCGAGGACCGGAUCGGAACUUCCUACAUUCCUAUCGACCCUGAGAAGGUCGUGGCCGUCGUCGAAUCCGACUACCCAGACCAAACACUCCCCAACUCGCCCGAGGACGAAACAUCGCAGGCCAUUGCCACCAACCUGAUCGAGUUCCUCAAGCAUGAGGUCAACCAUGGCCGUCUGCCACAGAACCUCCUCCCCAUCCAGUCCGGCAUUGGCAACAUCGCCAACGCGGUCGUUGGCGGUCUCAGCAAGGGUGGCGCCGACUUCAAGAACUUGAAGGUGUGGACUGAAGUCCUGCAAGACUCCUUCCUCGACCUCUUCGACAGCGGCAACCUCGACUUCGCGACCGCAACCUCCAUCCGCUUCUCUCCUGACGGCUUCAAGCGCUUCUACGACAACUGGGAGCGCUACGCCGGCAAGCUGCUCCUCCGCUCCCAGCAGGUCUCCAACUCCCCCGAGAUCAUCCGCCGUCUGGGCUGCAUCGGCAUGAACACCCCCGUCGAAGUCGACAUCUACGCCCACGCCAACAGCACCUGCGUCAUGGGCUCGCGCAUGCUCAACGGUCUGGGGGGGCUCCGCCGAUUUCCUCCCAAGACCGACCCGACCGGUGUCAGCUGUAUCGUCCCCUUCGCGACGCACAUCGACCAGACCGAGCACGAUCUCGAUGUGAUCGUUACGGAGCAGGGUCUGGCGGAUGUCCGCGGUCUCUCGCCGCGGGAGCGGGCCCGAGUGAUCAUCAACAAGUGCUCGCACCCUGACUACAAGCCUAUCCUGACUGAUUAUCUGGAUCGGGCGGAGUUUGAGUGUCUGCGUAAGGGUAUGGGCCAUGAGCCCCACUUGCUUUUCCAGGCCUUCAAGAUGCAUCAGAACUUCCAGGAGAAGGGUACCAUGAAGAUUGAUUCUUGGGAGUAA